AUGCGUCUCCGCGGCAACCCCGUCCGGUUCCACUGGGUGGUUCUGGCGGCCGUGAGCGAGAGGGUGGAGGCGUGGCUUCGAGCGGGAAAGGCGGGGCUCGAGGAGGCUCUGCAGCAGUUGUCUGCCGGCCACGUCACAGAGGCGGGACUUCUGGCGGUGCUGGAUUUCGCUUACUGCGGAGGGAUGCUCGGGCCACCAGCCGAGGGAGGGGCGCUGGACGAUGUCAUGUCUGCUUGCAGAUAUCUGGGUGUUCCGCGACUGACUCAGGUGUGUAAGGGAAAUGGCGCCCCCUGUGGGUCAAAGGAGAGAGAGCAGAGCCUGGAGGUCAUCAGGAGACUGUGGGUCAGCAGAGCAGGCUGUGACGUCCUCAUUAAAACUGAGGAUGGAGAAAGCAUUCCAGCUCACCGAGUGGUCCUGGCAGCCGGCGGGGACUACUUCCGGGCCCUCUUCUGCGGAGGGUUACGCGAGUGCGGCCAGGACGCGGUGCUCCUGCGCGGCGUCUCCUCCGGCACACUGCGCCCCCUGGUGGGCUUCCUCUACUCGGGCAGGCUGGAGCUGAGCUGGGCCUGCGUGUGGGAGCUCACCGAGGCAGCGCUGCAGUUCCAGCUCCAGGGGGCGCUGUCGCUCUGCCUGGCCUUCCUGCAGGAGCGGAUGGACGCCGGCUCCUGCCUGGACGUGCUGGCCCUGGCCGAGGCCUACGGGCUCGGGGAGCUGGCGCAGGCGGCGGAGGGCUACAUCCUGGCCCACUUCCAGAAGGUGGCGGAGGGGGAGAAGUUCCGCGACCUGCCCCUCGAUCAGCUGGAGAGGCUGCUGGAGAGAGACUCUCUCAGUGCUGAGAGCGAGAUAGUGGUGUUUCGGGCAGUGCUGUGCUGGAUCGAGGAUGACCGUGACGGGAGGCUCUUCUACCUGCCCAGGCUCCUGCAGGCGGUGCGCCUCCCCCUCAUGUCCCCCUCAGAGCUGCGGGAGGUGCGGAGCUGCGACCUCAUGCCGCAGACACGCGGGGGCAGGGCGGCUCUGAAGAAGGUGGAGGAUAUCCUGGAGGGGAACCAGCUGUACCCAGACUGCCGGCCGCGCACCGCAAACCAGGUUCUCGUUCUGGUCGGGGGAGACUGCGUGGACGAGGACUUUGCCCGGCGCGAGCCCAACCGCAGCCUCUGGGUGGCUCGCCGUUUCUUGAAAGGGCCGGGUCUGAUCAGAACCGUGGAGUGGCGUCCGCUGGCCCAGCUCCCCGACCCGCCCCGGUUCCGCCACUGCGUGUGCGUUCUCCAGAACAAGCUCUACGUACUCGGUGGACGCAAGUACUACGGGUCACUGGACAUUCUGAAGUCAGCGAUGAGGUUUGACCCCGUGCGGGGGACCUGGGAGCGGUUGCCAGAUAUGGCCAGUCCUAGAGAUUACUUCGCCGCAGUUUGUCUGGAUGGCAAGGUGUUUGCAUUGGGCGGUAACCCUGACGACAUACACUGCCUGGACACUGUGGAGUACUUCACUCCCGAGGACAACACCUGGAGACUGGCCCAUCCUCUGGACGUGGGUCUCUGCGGCCACGCUGCCACCGUGUGGGACGGCGAGAUCUUCGUGUCGGGCGGCUACGACGCCACCUUCCGCUGCUACGCCUCCCUGUGGCACUACCACCCCGCGCGCGGCUGCACGCCGCGCGCCUCCAUGGCGACCGGCACGGGCCGCGCGGGCCACGCGAUGCUGGCGGCGGCGGCCGGCCUGGUGGUGGCCGGCGGGCUGCGUCCGUCCUGGCGGGGCUACAUCGACCAGCUGCAGUGCGAGCUGUACUGCCCGCGCCGCAACACCUGGACGCUCUUCCCCGUGCUGCCGCGGGCGCACCUGUCGCCGGCCGCCGCCGCGCUGGACGGGCAGCUGUACGUGCUGGGCGGGUCGUCGGCGGACACGGCGCGCGACACGGCGUGGGUGCACCGCUACGACCCGCGCGAGGGCCGCUGGGACAAGCUGGGGGCCAUGCCGAGGCCCUACGCCGACCUGUGCGCCUGCGCCCUGCAGCUGCCCGCGGGGGUGCAGGUGUAGCAGAGACUCACAACACACACACACACACACACACAC
Sardina pilchardus (European sardine) is the source of this 2070-nucleotide messenger RNA. RefSeq names its product kelch-like protein 33. NCBI's taxonomy places the organism in Eukaryota, Metazoa, Chordata, Actinopteri, Clupeiformes, Clupeidae. The transcript is spliced from 7 exons. Gene Ontology annotation, molecular function: protein binding. The record is from RefSeq and is a predicted model, not a curated record. The coding region runs from base 1 to 2034 and encodes 677 amino acids.